Molecule: messenger RNA, 537 nt
Organism: Prorocentrum cordatum
Lineage: Eukaryota; Dinophyceae; Prorocentrales; Prorocentraceae
Source: the annotation of a GenBank genome assembly
AUGCCCUGUUCCUCCAACCCCAGCGAGGCUUCAGCAGUAUUGGCUUUGAGGGUCGCCGAGUCCGAGCACCCCAGGCUGCUCGCCGCGUCCACUCGCCGCAAGGCGGGCGGCGCCAGUGGCAAGGCGUGCGGCGGCCGCGCCCGGGGGCAGCCGCCAGCCUCGCUGGCCGAGGCGCCCCUGUCGCCGGCCUCGCUGUCCGAGGAAGGGCCCUGGCAGCUCCCAACGUCGGCCCUGCAGCAGCCAACGCCGCCCGAGGAGGCCGGCUGCCGUCAGCCACAGCCGGCCGGGUGGAGCGCCGAGCCGGCCUCGCCGCGUCAGGCGCCCGCGAAGUUUGGCCGGUCCAGGGCCCUGGAGAUGGCCGCGCGGGCCCGGAAGGCGGCCGCAAGCGGAGAGCCCGAGGCGGCAUUGGCCUCCUUGCCACACUUCCCCAGCCUCGCCGCCGACGGCGGCGGCGAGGCCGAGGGCGGAGGCGGCGCGGGGGGCGGCGGCGAGGCGCCGCCAGAGGGCGGCGGGGCCGCGAGGGUCACGCUGACGUGA